Messenger RNA from Zophobas morio, 5615 nucleotides. RefSeq names its product mucin-4. The record is from RefSeq and is a predicted model, not a curated record. Lineage: Eukaryota; Metazoa; Arthropoda; Insecta; Coleoptera; Tenebrionidae. Bases 112 to 5418 code for a protein of 1768 amino acids. The transcript has 2 exons.
CAGCAGACAGUCGAGUGCAACCGUACAUAGUGACAGUGAUGUGAUUGUUCCACUAUUAAACUCAGUGAUUUUCAGAACUAGGUGUAUGAUUUUUUAUGGGAUUAUUUCAAAAUGAUCUUGAGGAAAUUCUACUUCCGACGAGUCUUACUUUUAAGUUUGCACCUGCUCAACAUCGCCUUAGCUCAAAAUGAUAAACCAUACGACGACAAUGACUGGAUACCAAUCACACCCACGAAUCCACCAGACAACUUAAAGAAAGCACAAGGAAGAGUACUAAAUCUCGACACGCCAAGUCAAAAUUACUUCCCCGAAAAUGGAUACCUGGGGAAAGGUGUUCAACCACAACACGCUCAAGACGCCACGUUGUCGAAAGCAGGAAAUGUGCCACAUCCCAAACUCGGACAACCAUAUAAGUUUGAGCCAGUGUUGCCAUUGCAGCCUCCCCAGUAUGUUCAACAGCAAACACAAUUUGUGCAGCCACAUUUACAACCUCAGUUCAUCUCACAAGUUCAACAACUUCCAUACGUCCAAACGCUGCAACAAGUUCAGCAUGCGCAACGGCCGAUCCAAGAACAAACUUUGAGCCAACAACUUGUGGCGCCACCUCAAAGUACCCAAAAUUACUACGAUACAAAUAAAAACCAACAGCAGUACGACAGCAUACCUCUCAACAAUAGCCACCCACCAUCGACCAACUUGGGGUUACUAAAUCAAGAGCUGUUGGGAGCUAUUCAGAACCAAAAAGCUAACGAAAAUGCCAAUCAAGUUCAACCUACUAUUACAGCGCCAAAAGAAAAAGAAGAAAAAGAAAGUGUACAACUUCUGUACGUUCCGUUGGAGAAUCUCCAUUCCGAUGAACCAUCCAGUCAACAAAAUUCAGCUCCCAGACGAACCGAAAGUCUAAGAAAAGAAAAAACAAUUCCUAGCAUAAAAAAUCACAAAUUAAGUCAGUUGACUAAUAUCGAGGGCGAUUUUAUUAAACAAGCCCUGGCAGCCCAUAAACUACAUCAACAAUUUAAACUGGAAGAACCAGUUCUGCUGGAAGUAACAUCAACAACACCUCAGCCUAAAAAAAGGAAACCGAACCAACCUCCACUGUCUGUGUAUAUGGAAAAGGAGGGAUCUGCAGAUGUUAAAGACGUCUUACAGAUCUUAAAACAAGCAAAAUCCAUUUCGGUGCAAGAUAGCGUAGGACCGGGUUCGCCAAAAGUUUUCGUGGGACCGUCAAACAUAGAUCCUGAAGGAUAUGUGAAAUUCCCGUUACCGUAUCUCUCGUCAGUUCAAGGCAACAGAAUUGAGCGAAAAGUGGAGCAGUUGCCUUUCUUUGUAGCACCUUUAAGUUAUAAGACUCCUGACGGUUAUUCGAAAAUACCUUUGCCUUCCCCCCAUGUUGGUUCGGUGGUUAUUUCGACCAAAGAACAACUGCAUGAAAAGCAUACUGAAUCGAGACAACCUCAAGUUGCUCAAACAGCUCAAAAUCAAAUCGUCCAAGAUUUUGACCUAAAGAACCCCUUUACGCAAUUCAGAGAAAGACCAGAACCUAACCCGUAUUUGAUUAGUCCAAAUAGCCCGCAAGCAGGUCAGAGCACUUUAUUGCAGUUUGAUAACGGUUUUUUGGGAUUUCCAGAUAAUGUUCCGCAAAACUAUGAAGUAAGUUCUUCUAAAGGAUUCACAAACGAUUAUCAAGAUGAUCCAAAAGGAAACUCUGAUGAAAAUUACAACGUAACUCCAACCAAGAGUUUUGUCCCAAAUUAUCAGCUAGGAGUACGAGAGAACUCUAACCAAUAUUAUGAGACAACUCCAGAUUACAAACCAACAGAAAAAACGAACGUAAGGAGCAGUUACCGAAUUCCCGAAUACCGAACAAAUGACCGAGAGGUUUCAAAUCAAAAUUCGAAGGAAUCAAUUAGAGAUUAUGAUAUUCCUUCUGUACUUGUCGAAUCAAAAACAAGCUUCACACCCACUUAUCGUGUAGAUCCAAAACUGCACACCUUUUCGGACUCUCCCGGACCAAAUUUUGUAACAACAAAAUCACCAGCCAAUGUUUAUAAUUUUAAUGAAGAGCUAGUUAAACUUCAAUUGACGACAACAACUGAGCCAGAACAAAUAAUCCAACAGUUCAAACGUGUACAAGAACCUCCACCCAAAGUCCCUGAAUAUAAUACUCGUGGUAGUAGUUUGCAAAAUCCUUACCGUCAAGUUAUCAAUCAAUAUGAAAUCGAACAAAUUAACACUCAACUCGGAGAUGAAAACACAGAAAGAAUCGAACCGAUUCGAAGCACAACACCUGCGGUAGUCGCUACACGAAAAUAUGUAGACUAUGAUGCUCCAACGACGGCUCGUAGUAGAUCUAGAUCAAGGCAUAGAGGGCGAACAACUACAACAUCAACGACUCCUAAUACCAUUGCUGAAGAAAAUUAUACCGUUUUGGAAGAAUUUGCCAUUCAACCCAAAACCAGCACAGUAAAAUAUACAACUGAAGUGGAAACAAUACCGGCAAAAGUUUAUAAAUUAGAACAACAACAAGAUGUGACACAAACUCCCGCUCCUGUAUAUAUUCAACACCAAGUACCUCUCAACACGCAGACUCUAAAUCAACAAGCGCUGGAUGAGCAAAUUUUACAAGGUGCAAGAUUGUCCACUAAACAACAACUUCUGCAGGACGAUACAUUAUCUAGGUUAAAUGCAAAUUUCGCGCAACCAGUUUCAUAUAAUAAUGCACCAUCUAGGCAAAGUGGAGAAUAUAGUCAUGAACUUCCAUAUAAUGUACCGUCUAGACCAACAACACAGUUUAAACAACAUCCUGUAGAGAGCAUUGCAUCGCCAAAACCAAGUUCAGAUUUUAGUGGAGAACUAAUUGACACCAAGAUAUCAAUCAAAGCAACUCCCCAAACACAACCUCAUGUUUCCGACAACGAAGAUAGCCGUCUGUCACCUUUCCCCUACAGCAGAGGACAAAAUGAGGAAGAGCAGUUGGUUCCAGUGAACCCAUACCUUCCUGGUUUAAUUAAUAAUUUGCAAGAUCAAGCAGUUCGACCCCUUUUAGUACCGAAUCUUUUGGUACCGACAACUGAAAAACCGACGACGAGCUCUCCACAAGUUUCAACGGAAGAAGUUCGUGUCACGACGACAACAACUGAAGCUUCACGAAUCGAAACUACAACUCUUCGAAGAAGUAGGGGUCGGCAAAGGGGUCACACUUCGAGAUACAGCUCUACGUCUGCACCUAGACGAUCGUCGAAUAGAAGACGACCUAGCUACACUAGACCUACCACUGAACGAGAAUACGCACGAACAACAACAGAAGCUGCAAUUGACUAUGAACCGACCAGAAGAGCAAAUACACAAAGGCAAAGAUUUAGGACAAGAGGGCGGCCUCUACCUACAGAACAACUAACAACUGAACGAAUUAUACAAACUACGGAAGAUAUAUUCAAACAGCCGUCAUUGGAAAGUGGAUUUCAAGGGUCUUCGGGCGAUCCGCAGUCAUAUAUGCAAUUCGAUCACGUUGUAGACGAUCAACAGAUAGUUACAAUCAAGCCUCAACAGGUCAGCGGGGAAACACCGAUUAAAGAAUAUCAUCAAGUCUACAAGUUGCCAACGCAAGCUGCGUCAACGGAGAGAAAUAUAGAAGAGAUCAGCAUUACGUCAGCGCCAGUAGUUGAUGUAAAAAUUACUCAUCCAGUGACAGAGAGAACUCAGGAGCCUGUUGUAAUAACAACACCAAAUGAGGGUUUGCGAUACAAUCGCCUCCAUAGCAAUAUUCAACCUGGUAGUGUUGUUUAUAAUGGCAGAAAUGAGGAAGUCACUUCACGCGCUCCAGUACGUACAAGAGUUCGAUCUAGAAAUAGAAAUAGAUUCAGCACAACUACAUCGAGGCCAAUAACUCCAAGAACAACGAUCACAACAACCUCCAAACCUCAGGAAGAAGAAGAGGAAGAAUUCUACGGGUUCAUUCGAAAACCCACUUUCAAUAAACCGGCGCCUAUAAUACAAACAACUACUCAACAUUCGCCUCCACUUUAUUCUGCGACGUAUCAGGAACCUGUAGGGACUCUAAUUCAGUUGGAAGAGGAUGGUCAAAACCCAGAGAAUGAAUUUACAAGUAGCCCAUCUCCAGUAGAAUUUGUAGGGCAAAUACGACCCAAAUUUACAACCACAGAAGCUCAAGAAUACUCAACCGUGGCUCCAAAGGUAAAAUCUAGAGCACGAAUUCGUAUUCCUAAUAGAAAAACAACACCUCAAACACAUCAGUCGUAUAACGAAGUCAAAUCGCAGAGACUUGACGAUCAAGUAACUAGAAGGAGCAGCAUAAUUAGAUCUCGCAGUCGUGGAAAGAGUCAUUUUAAACCACCCGAACGUGUUAACGUUAGAGAUGACGAUCACGAUGUUGAAGGAGGAAACUAUCCUGCAGCUUAUUUGAAAAAUCGAGAACUCACUACAGAAAAACCAGCAUCUUUCCAAAUCACUAUCGAUCCCGCGGAGGAAGAAGUGGAAGACGAUCAGGUACCUCAUUCGUCGCUGUAUAGUCCCCAGAUCAUAAGAAAUACAGACACGCAGUGGGUAGAAGCAUCGAUCUUACCAGCACCGAACGAUCUGGAAAUUGAGGAGAAACUGCUUGUAACGAAUUCAGAUGAACAAACGACGAUGUUCAAUGCACCAGCCGAAGAAGAAGAAGAAGAAGAAGAAAGCAAAACUGACGGGAUCGAAACAGAAAUUCCAACAACAACAAUAACAACAACAGCAGAUAUAGUUAAAGCAACCACUCGAAUUAGAAGGAAAAACGGAAGAAGGCGAGGAGUUUGGAAAUUGGUUAACCACAAACCCGUAGAUUCUUUUGAAACUGCUGAAUCCUCAAAUUAUUAUUCAGUUUUAAAUGCCUUUGACAAUAUCGAAAAGAAAGUGAAAGACGAUUAUGUAAGGGAAACCACUUCAACAACAAUAACACCAGCUACAACUAUUACUGCUGUUAAUAAAACGUCACCUAAGAUCAAAUUAACUAGGCGUCCAGUUACUACAACUACGGAAAGUAGCAUUUUCGAAGCACUGUACAAUAUGUUGGGAUUAGCUAGCAAAGCUAGUCAAUUACCACAAAGCAAAACUAAAGUGAUAAUACACAGAGAAGAGAUUACAACAACAACGGCGUCACCAACAUUCCCCGAAGAAUAUACCGAACAAACAACUCUAGACAUAAAGCAAACUGAAAGGACCCACGCUGAGGAAACAUCAAUUGUUCCCCAAACGACACCCGCCACAGGAACCUCAUCGACAGAAGUUUUAUUAAAAAGUUACGAUGCAGAACCAGAGGAAACACACGAAGUUAAAACUUCAACAUCGACGGAAAUUUCGCACGAGACGGAAAUCUGUUACAAAGGAAGAUGCAUUAAAUCAAAAGACGAUGACGACCCCCGAUUAUAGUGAAUAUAUUUGCUGUGUAAAUAAUUUAAUGUGUGUUCAGUGAAUGAUUAAUUAUUAUGUGUGAGAAUGAUAUUAAUUAUAUGAUAAUUAUAUAAUUAAUUUUAGAGAAACAAAAGUUUUUUAUGUACGACGAAGUUAUGUAUUUAUUACUUUUUUUUUGAUAUUGUAUGUAAAUCCAAUAAAUGUAUAUAAGCGUC